AUGGAGAUUUUACCGCAGCCUUCUGUAGUAAGGUGUUUGCGAGUAUUAGGUGCGCUGUUCGCCCACUGUUGCCUAGAGGUAGAGGUCGACCUUCGUGAAAAAGUCUCCCCUUUUUCUUUUCCUCCCCACAACAUCAUCACCACCCACACUGCCCCUCGAUCAACAAUCCUCUUCGUCCCAAACAACUCAACAAUCAUCACAUCGAAUCUUCAUCACCUAGUUGUUUCUCACAGCAUGCAUAGAAUGCCUCGCAACAGAGCCAACAACUCUGCUGGCCCUUCGGGGCAAUCCGCUCCUGUGGUGCCCCCGGCGCCAAAGUUCAUCGAUUUUCGCGACGACAAAUCCUAUGCCGAGGCCAAAGCGGCUUGGCACGUCGCUCGCGCCGAGUACAACCGCUACCAGGCCGUCUACUAUGAGACAGCCGCCAAGCGCCACCGCGAGUGGCUCCAGUCCGAUAUCGAAGCGGCUGCUUUUCACAAGCACGAGGCCGCUGUUUGUAUUUCAAUAUCUCUACAAUAUUGUGGAACUAAUGAGCUCAUUGCACAGGCCCAAGCCGAAAUUGAGGCGAAGAAAGCUGCUAUUGGCGUGGCCAAUGAGCCACCCAAGAACGACUAA
Fusarium pseudograminearum CS3096 is the source of this 615-nucleotide messenger RNA. RefSeq lists its product as uncharacterized. The record is from RefSeq and is a predicted model, not a curated record. The transcript has 20 exons. The coding region runs from base 1 to 615 and encodes 204 amino acids. Lineage: Eukaryota; Fungi; Ascomycota; Sordariomycetes; Hypocreales; Nectriaceae.